AUGGAGAGAAGACUGCCUUUUCCGUUUCUUUUAUUUUCUCUUUUUAUUUCGAAUACUUUCCUGCAGUCUGUGGCUGUUGAGUGUGCGCUGGCGGCGCAGCAGCAGCAGCAGCAGCAGCUGUCGGUGUCUGCUGCUGCUGCUGCAGCGCGAGGUGUACGUACACCCUGGGGUGUAUCCGCAGCUGGCGACAGCACCUUGCACGCGCCAGAAGGCUCUUCAGAUCAUUUUUUGUUGCAAAGAGCCCCGCAGCCUUCAGUGCAUCUCAAAGUUGUGGACUUUAAUGGAAAUGUUUCUGAAAUUCCAAUUGAAUUCCAAGAAGCGCAGCUGCAGCAGCGGCGCAGCUUCUGGGGAGACGUAGCAGCAAAUGGCUUGGCCCUUUUUCUUGCUUCUGCAUGCAUCAUUUUGGCAAAAGAAUUAUUAAAUUGGAUUUCUUCGAGAAGACACAAAAGAAGAGAAGUGGAAAGAAAAGAAGCUGCUGCUCGCCGCCGCGCUGCGCUCAGCAGCCAGCUGGCAGCAGCGGACGAGCAGCUGCAGCAGCUGGAGCAGCAGCAGCAGCAGCAGCAGCAGCAGCAGCAGCAGCAGCUCGCAGCAGCAGCGGACCAAAGAGCAGCAAGUCUCGCUCUCAGGCGCUUGCUGCAGCAGCUCGAUUCUUACAGAGAAGAAAUCAAAGAAAUGGACUCCCCUGCGCUUUUGGCUUACGUUGAAAGUCUUUUGAUAGCAGCAACGGAGCAGCUGCAGCAGCAGCAGCAGCAGCAGCGCGGCUCCGGCCUUUCGUCUGCAGCAGCAGCAGCAGCAGCUGCUGCUGCUGCUGCUGCUGCACUGCGCCCCUCAAAGACAGAGGCGCAGCAGCAGCGCGGGGAAGGUGCCGGGCCCGCGGGAAGGUCUUUGGACCUCGAAGCAGAAACGGAGCUGCAGCAAGAGCAGCAGCAGCAGCAGCAGCAGCAGCAGCAGCGGCAGCAGCAGCAGCAGCAGCAGCGGAAGCCGGACAUGGAACUGGUGCAGGCUCUGCUGCAGCAGCAGCCGCACUUGAGCCCCAGAGAAGCAAUUCAGAAAGCCACAGAAAUUGCAAAUGGGGCUGGCAGCAGGUGA
Molecule: messenger RNA, 1089 nt
Organism: Eimeria necatrix
Lineage: Eukaryota; Apicomplexa; Conoidasida; Eucoccidiorida; Eimeriidae
Exons: 1
Coding region: 1-1089 (362 amino acids)
Biological process (GO): regulation of transcription by RNA polymerase II
Cellular component (GO): nucleus; SWI/SNF complex
Molecular function (GO): transcription coregulator activity
Source: RefSeq, a predicted model, not a curated record